This is a messenger RNA of Saccostrea echinata, 954 nucleotides long. Its product is annotated as thioredoxin domain-containing protein 9-like. Gene Ontology annotation, cellular component: cytoplasm. The record is from RefSeq and is a predicted model, not a curated record. Gene Ontology annotation, biological process: microtubule cytoskeleton organization. Bases 82 to 747 code for a protein of 221 amino acids. The transcript is spliced from 2 exons. Lineage: Eukaryota; Metazoa; Mollusca; Bivalvia; Ostreida; Ostreidae.
AGCAACAUUAAGGAAUAUAACUUAGACAACUUGCAUUUUCAUAUUUAUUGGUAUUUUUAAACGUUUUAAAAAGGAUUCAAAAUGGCACAGAAUGCCUUGGAACAUCAGUUGCUUGAGGCAACAAGGAUCAUGGAGCAGCAAGUGGAUGCUGAGAUUGAGAAGUUAGAUCGUAUGGAUGAUGAUGACUUUGAUAAACUUCGUGAGAGGAGAUUGGAAGCCAUGAGGCAAGCCCAGAAACAGAAACAGGAACUGCUUGCCAAAGGUCACGGGAAAUACUACGAAAUAGCCACAGAAAAAGAUUUCUUUGAUGAGUGCAAAAGGAGCAAGAAAGUUGUGUGUCAUUUUUAUAGGGACAGUACAUUUAGAUGCAAAAUUGUUGACAAACACCUAGAAAUUUUGGCUCCCAAGCAUGUGGAGACAAAAUUUAUUAAGAUUAAUGCAGAGAAAUGUCCAUUUUUAGUAGAAAGGCUUAGAAUUGUUGUAAUGCCUACUAUCUGUGUUGCCAUUGAAGGCAAAACUACGGACUAUAUUGUGGGCUUUGAUGAUCUGGGAGGAGUUGAUGAUUUCCCCACAGAGAUGCUGGAAUGGAGAUUGGGCCGUGCUCAGGCAAUCAAUUACCAGGGGGAUCUUUUGAAUCCUCCAGAGAUAGGGGAGAAAAAGAAAGGGGGAAUUUUAGGAUAUAGUAAAACAUCAAAAACCAUCAAAGGACGGGAUGAUGAUGGUAGCAGUGAUGAAGAUGACUGGUGACCAUAUACAGUUCCUGUGUUCUUUUAUCACUUUACUGACAUAAAAUUUUCAUAUUUAUUUCAUGCAUUAACAGACAUUUAUUAGUCAAAAAAAUUGCAUUAUCAAAUCAUUCAUUUAAUAAAUGGAUGUUAAGCUAUUAAAAUUUGUGUUUUGAUAUCAGACUUCACAGUGUACUCUGAAAUUCCUGUAGUAAAUGACUGUAUACUA